This is a messenger RNA of Closterium sp. NIES-67, 346 nucleotides long. NCBI's taxonomy places the organism in Eukaryota, Viridiplantae, Streptophyta, Zygnematophyceae, Desmidiales, Closteriaceae. The record is from the annotation of a GenBank genome assembly.
UAGAAAUGGACGCUUGGGCACACUCCCUAACAGAAAUCGCCGCAAGAACCGGCCCUAUGUCACCAGAAGUGGAAGAAGCAACAACAAUAUCAAUGAUCGCAGCAUCAACAGCCCGCAAGGCAGCUUAAACUUGAGCAGCAGCAGCAACAGCAGAAGCAGCAGCAACAGCAGAAGCAGCAGCAGAGGUAGCAGUAGCAAAGGCAGCAGCAGCAGCAGCAGUAGCAGAAGGAGCAGAAGCGGCGGAAGCAAUGACAGAAGCAGCAACAGCAGAGACAACAGCAGAACAGUCAGAACAACCAUGCCAGAAUCUCUAACCAAGAGGUGACCCAAGUGGGUCUCUUUGUCA